AUGGCUGUCACAAUCCUACUACACUCGCUUCUGUUGGCAGCCGCUGUGGUUAGGGGGGCUGAGACGCCAACCGCAGCUGCCGUUCCGGGCGGCUACAUCUUUGAGCUUCACGAUGGGCAGGACGCCUCGGACUUUUACGCUGAAACGAACGUCCACGCUACCACCCGUCUAAACUUGACCUAUUCUCUUUUCAAGGGGGUUUCGCUCCAGUUCCACGAUGCCGACACGGCCGAGGGUAAAGUGACGAGUCUCGCACAACUUGCCUCUGUCAAAGCUGCGUAUCCUAUCACAGCUAUAAGGGGGCCUGAUCGGCAAAAACGACCAUGGACGGCAUGGACGGCCCAGCCAUCCCGUGAAUCGGUUUUUGUCAAAAGACAAGAGCAGGGCGAGGACAACUUCUCUACCCAUGUCAUGACACAGGUCGACAAGCUUAGGGCCAAGGGAAUCACUGGCAAGGGGGUCAAGAUCGGCGUCAUCGAUUCCGGUAUUGACUACCUGCAUCCCGCCCUGGGUGGUUGUUUUGGAGAUGGCUGCCUUGUAGGGUAUGGUACCGAUCUGGUUGGCGAUGACUUUGACGGGACAUUCAAAACAUUUCCUAAGCCCAAGUCCGACCCCAUGGACUGCCAGGGACAUGGGACCGGCGUUGCCGGCAUUAUUGCAUCCCAGAACAACUCCCUUGGGUUCACUGGCGCGGCGCCGGACGUUACUCUAGGAGCUUACAAGGUCUUUGGAUGCGGCGACGGAGGCGUGACUACCGACGUCGUCAUAGCUGCAUUCAACCAGGCAUACGAGGAUGGCAGCAACAUCAUCACGGCGUCGAUCUCAGGCCCAGCCGGUUGGAUCAAUGAGCCCUGGUCAGCUUCCGUGUCCAGGAUCGUGGCUGCUGGCGUUCCUUGCACUCUCGGCGCUGGCAACUCCGGUCUGAUGGGCAUGUUCUUCGGUGGUGGUGCUGCAGGCGGCAAGGGAGUGACUUCGGUCGCCUCGGUCGAUAAUACUUUCAUUCCCACCCCAUACUUCCAGGACACCUACACCAUCGACGGAGGCAGCCCGGUGGACUUUCAUUACGUGGCCAGUGUUGAUCGAACCGCUUGGGACAAUGUCAGCCUUCCCCUGUGGAGCCCGAGCGUGAGCAAGUUUGGACCAGAGAACGGCUGCGACCCUUAUUCCGCUGGCACUCCGGACCUGACCGGCAAGAUUGUUCUGGUCCGCCGUGGAGAAUGUAACUAUUCCCAGAAAGCGGAGAAUGCUGCGUCCGCGGGUGCGAAGUAUCUGAUGGUCUACAACCAAGUUGCUGGACCCAUCAACAUCCCUUCCAUCGUACUCGAUGGGGGAGGCCCGGCGAUUGUUGGCGCCAGUCUUGCUACUGCGGAAGCAGGAGAUAAGUGGAUUGCAGCUCUGCAGGCAGGUUCUGAAGUUGUUGUCAGCAUGACAAAUCCCUCCAAAGCCACCCGCUUCCUGGACUUGACACCCAACACUGCAACGGGAGGAUACCCAUCGAAUCUCACCUCCUGGGGUCCAAACUUUGACGGCUACUCGAAGCCUCAAUUCGGCGCUCCGGGUGGCAGCAUUGUGACCCUUCAACCUAGGUCACAAGGCUUGUUCGAGGUCAACUCAGGAACUAGUCUUUCGACGCCUCUGGUCGCCGCUAUUUUCGCUCUAGUCGGUCAGGUUCGCGGAACGUUUGAACCUGCUGUCUUGGAGAGUUUUCUCUCCGCAACUGCAAAGCCUUCAAGGUUCAACAUUGGGUUCGGAGCGCGGCCAUACCUUGCUCCAGUACCCCAGCAGGGUGCCGGUCUUGUCCAAGCCUUUGAUGCGGCAUAUGCUACUUCUCUCAUCAGCGUUUCCAGUCUCUCCUUCAACGACACCGAUAACAUUGCGAAGCAGAGCUUUACAAUCAGCAACCUCCACACAGAAGCCGUGACCUAUGAACUUAGCAACAUUGGUGCCGCCACCGCCUACACUUUCGCAGCCGGGCCAGACGCAUCGCCCUUUCCAAUGUCCUUCCCUAACGAUAUGGUUGCUGAAUACGCGGAACUGGACCUCAGCGAAUCCAAAGUAACUAUUGCAGCGGGUGGCAAUGCAACAAUCGAAGUCACGGCUACGCCCCCCGCCCUCGAUGUAGCUCGCCUCCCCGUCUGGUCUGGCUAUAUCGCGCUCAAUGGGUCUGACGGGUCAAGCUUCACAUUGCCCUACCAGGGUAUCUCGGGAAGCCUCCACAACGUCACCGUCCUGGUCGACUCUAGCGACUCGGUAUGGCUGACAACAUCCGAAGCCGCCGACGCCGGAACCUUCGACCCUCUUCCGGGCAACCACACUUUCAACCUCCCGCCUCAGGGGACCGCCAAUGGGACCAACACCAGCAUAGCCGCGAUCGCCGUCAACAUGGCCUUUGGCUCUCCACUUGCCCGCUUCUGGGUUGUGCCCGUGACGCCGUCUAUUGUCCAGAAUGCGACCGCGGUUUCCGGCGAUAUCAUGACGAUCGGCCAGAUUGCCCGCUCUCCGAGACCGUGGAUAUCCCGCGAUGUUUCCGCUCCUGUCUGGGACGGCCAGCUUAACGAUGGCACUUUCGCUCCCGAGGGCGAAUACAAGGUUGUCGUCGAAGCACUCCACGUCUAUGGUGACCAGAGCAAGAUAGAAGAGUUUGACCGCGCGGAGAGCCCCGCGUUUAACAUCGUUUACAACAAGGCAUCCUGA
This is a messenger RNA of Diaporthe batatas, 2694 nucleotides long. RefSeq lists its product as uncharacterized. Gene Ontology annotation, cellular component: cell wall; membrane; cytosol. The record is from RefSeq and is a predicted model, not a curated record. Gene Ontology annotation, biological process: proteolysis. The coding region runs from base 1 to 2694 and encodes 897 amino acids. The transcript is spliced from 5 exons. Lineage: Eukaryota; Fungi; Ascomycota; Sordariomycetes; Diaporthales; Diaporthaceae. Gene Ontology annotation, molecular function: serine-type endopeptidase activity; tripeptidyl-peptidase activity.